AUGCUCGGACGCCUAGCCGUACUGGGCCUCCUGCCCUUCGCCGCCGCAAAAGCCGUCCUCCCGCGCGCCGACACCGCAUGCAACAACUCGCCCGACCUGUGCUCCAAAUCCUACGGCGAGAUCACCCAUCUAGGAUGCCAUAACAGUCCCUUCCUGAAGGACGCGUCGACGAGUUAUUCGAGUUUUGGGAAUCAGUAUGUGAAUACGACGUCGCAGCUGGAUGCUGGAGUUCGGCUUGUCACGGCCCAGGUGCAUAAGAAGGAUUCGGAGUGGCAUUUGUGUCAUUCGGGGUGUGAUUAUUUGGAUGCGGGGAAGCUGAGCUCGUGGUUGUCGGAGAUCAAGGAGUGGUUGGAUAACAAUAAGAAUGAUGUCGUCACGGUAUUACUGGUCAACUCCGACAGCGCCUCGGCCUCCGACCUCGACUCCGAAUUCAAAUCCGCCGAAAUCACCAAAUACACCUACAAGCCGACCUCGCAGACCUCCGCCCCCUCGUCGUGGCCCACCCUCCAAGAACUGAUCAAGGAUGACACGCGACUGAUGACCUUCGUGGCGUCGCUGGACGCCUCGAAGAACAGCGACGCGCCGUACCUGAUGGACGAGUUCAACUUCAUCUGGGAGAACCCGUACGACGUCACCUCGCCGUCCAACUUCUCCUGCAAGCCCGACCGCCCGAGUAGCCUGAAGAACGACGUGUCGUCGGCCCUGUCCUCGAACCGCCUGCCGUUCAUGAACCACUUCCUCUACCAGUCCGUGAUCUUCGACAUCCAGCAGCCCAACGCCAGCUAUAUCUCUACGACGAAUGCGCCCUCCGGGGGCACGGGGAACCUGGGCGAUGCGGCCUCCAAGUGCAAGAAGGCGUGGAGCCGCCAACCGUCUUUCAUCCUGGUGGAUUUCUUCGACAAGGGACCCGCCAUCGACACGGUGGAUAAGCUCAACGGCGUGAGCUCGCCGACAGGACGGAAGAACGUCACCGCCAUCUCGGAAACCAGCACCGCGUCGACCUAUAAGAACGUCUUCAAGGGCCUCGUCGAGGUGGUCCAGAAGGCCAAGGCCGGUUCCAACCCCAGCAUGGGCGAAUGGAUCUGGGCCGGUGGUGACUGGGGCUCUCUCGGUGGUGGACUUGCCAUUUGA
This is a messenger RNA of Aspergillus steynii IBT 23096, 1131 nucleotides long. RefSeq lists its product as uncharacterized. The record is from RefSeq and is a predicted model, not a curated record. Gene Ontology annotation, biological process: lipid metabolic process. Bases 1 to 1131 code for a protein of 376 amino acids. Gene Ontology annotation, molecular function: phosphoric diester hydrolase activity. Lineage: Eukaryota; Fungi; Ascomycota; Eurotiomycetes; Eurotiales; Aspergillaceae. The transcript has 3 exons.